This is a messenger RNA of Aureobasidium vineae, 1719 nucleotides long. Lineage: Eukaryota; Fungi; Ascomycota; Dothideomycetes; Dothideales; Saccotheciaceae. The record is from the annotation of a GenBank genome assembly.
AUGGCCAGAUCCACACUCAUCACCGAAAUCUUUCUUAGAACCACUCAGGUUCGUAUUGAUAUCUCUGAUGAGAACGCUGCAGUGACUCUCAUGAGUACCGAUAUGGAACGUAUCGAUAUCGGCUUCAGAUCUUUGCACGAGGUCUGGGCCAGUGUCGUGCAAGCCGCUCUUGCCAGUUGGCUUUUGUACAAGCAACUGGGCAUAGUUUUCGUGGCUCCGAUCGGCAUUGUGAUUGCUUCCUUCACCGUUCUCGUAAUCUUCAUGAAGUUUGCCGGAGACUCUCAAAGAGCAUGGAUGACUGGAGUUCAGAAAAGAGUAGGCUUGACUGCGACUGUCAUCGGUAGCAUGAAAAAUCUGAAGCUCUCUGGGCUUUCGCAAGCCGUUGAGAGUUUCAUCCAGAACCUUCGAGUUGAAGAACUUGCUUCGGGUGCCCGCUUCCGCAAGUUGGUCAUCAUCGCUGCGUUCCUUGGAUUUUUACCAUUUUUGCUUGGACCGCCUUUGACUUUCGCUUUUGCACAGAGGUCACUGGAUGUUUCGAAGACGUUCACUAGUCUCUCGUACUUGACACUGUUGACUACUCCGCUCACACAGGUCUUCCAAACGGUGCCACAAGUUUUAUCUGGGCUGGCCUGCUUAAGUCGUGUUCAAGGUUAUCUGGAAUGCGACACCCGCGAAGACUUCCGUAAGUUGCUGAGCAAGACCCUACAAUACCCGGAGAAGACCGGAGGUGGUGCUCAAGCUCAAUCCAAACAACCCGAGCCACCGAGUGUGAUCGAAAUCCAAGACGCCAAGUUCGGAUGGGAAGCAGGCAAAUAUGUCCUCCGCGAUGUGAGCACUCACAUCAUGAGGUCAGCUCUCACAAUUGUCGUAGGACCUGUCGGCUCAGGAAAAUCAACGUUUUGCAAAGCACUUCUGGGCGAGAUUCCUUUCUGCGAAGGCGAUGUGACGCUAAGCAAUAGCGUCCCGCAUGUCGGUGUUUGCGAACAAACAGCGUUCCUCUCCAAUGGAACCUUGAGAGAUAACAUCGUCGAUUUCUCUGGUUACGACGCUCAGCGCUACGCCGAGGUGAUAGAAGCCACAGCACUAUCGCUCGAUCUCGACACACUCCCCCAGGGCGAUAUGACAAACAUAGGUUCUGAUGGUAUAACAUUAUCCGGUGGGCAGAAGCAACGUGUCUCGCUUGCUCGAGCCCUCUACUUACACACAGAUCUACUCGUUCUUGAUGAUAUUUUCAGCGGUUUGGAUGCCGAGACCGAAGAGAAAGUCUUCAGUCGUGUUUUUGCCUCUGAUGGCAUACUCAGGCGACGCCAAACAACUGUCGUGCUCUGUACACAUAGUGUCACUCAUCUUCCUUCUGCUGACCACAUAAUUGCUCUUGGCGAUGGUACUGUUGUGGAACAGGGCAACUUUGAAAAGCUAAUGAAGCAUCAAGGCUAUGUUCAGCGAUUGCGGUCAUGGGAACCUUCGGCAAGGAAAUCUCCCGUUGACAAGUUAUCAUCGAAGAGUGCUACGCAGAAGCCAAGAAUCUCCACGCUGCACAAGUCAACAUCCCGAGCAUCAUCUCUGACGUCCGAGAAUCAAGCUGCAAGACAGAAUGGCGAAGCAACUGUUUACAAGCACUACCUGAAAGCCAUGGGCUGGGUCCUGGCGAUGCUUGCAGUGUUUUUUGCUGCUCUCUGGGGAUUCUUCACGAACUUCCCAACAAUUUGUGAGUUCUAA